This is a messenger RNA of Clonostachys solani, 3405 nucleotides long. The record is from the annotation of a GenBank genome assembly. NCBI's taxonomy places the organism in Eukaryota, Fungi, Ascomycota, Sordariomycetes, Hypocreales, Bionectriaceae.
AUGCAUCUACAGGACACUCGCAUUUCCAAGAGACAGAAUCGACUGCAAACGGCCCGUUGUACCGUGAUGGCCGACGCGAUCUUGGCUGGUCAGUUUUGCUCCCUCUGUGGGGGCCCUCAGAACAUAUACACUGAACCGUUGGAAGAGGUCCGCUGGACUGACUUCGUCCACUCAGUCCGGAGACGGGAUGGGGUCGUUGGUGGCGGAAGUCCGACCCUUAUGCGGGCUUGGGGCGUGGCUGUUGAUGACGAUCAGGCAGACGACGACGACGACGACGACUACGACUACGAGGCCGGAGACGACGUGCCGUUCCCUGCAGUCCUAAUUCCAAUUGGCCGGAGGACGAGUUUUGAUUGCCAUAGGGCCUGCUGGCAUCUACUCUUGCUUCAGAUUGCCAGCAUCAGCCAGCAUCCGCCAGACCCAACAAGAAUCGAGUCUCUGGUCGUCGAUAUAUUAGAUUCAACCCCAUGGGGAAGAGACAGUCACAUUAUACCCGAGAACGACUACUGCGGGGCUACUAGUAUGCGUCAGAGCGAGGAAGGCCGUCAACUCUUGUGUGCUGAUCCCGACGAGCCAUUUCCGCCCAAUGCCGAUUCUACUUUCAGUCUCGAGGAGCUUGGUAUAGCGAUGGCCAGCAAUCUCAGAGUUCGACCAUCCGGGCCGCUAUCCCAUACUGACCCCUUUUACAAGCUUCCUGACGAAAUAGUACAAGACAUUCUACUGCAUUUGCCGUCAGAAGAUCUGUGCUCGGCGAGACUGGCCUCACGGCGAGUAGCAAUUCUAGGUGCCAUCGACAAUCUUCCUCAGUCCUUCUGGACUUCUCGUUUCGCUUCCGACCGCGAUAUGGGUUGUCUGUACGGUGUUACAAUACCAACUUGGGUCUCCACAGAUUGGUUUCGAGGUUAUUUUUGCUGCAAGUGGCACCUCAGACAUGUGGCCGGCGCAGAUGGUUUUCGCAAUCGUCGUCGGAUUUGGCGCUGCCUGUCAGAUCUGUCCGUCAUUAUUAGUCGACUGCUUAAUUCCGGAGGUGACAAACAGCUGGAUACGAGCGCUCUCUCGUCGAAUCAGGGUUUGACUCAACAAGCCUCGUCCCCUGAGCUCCCUGCCUUCCGAAUCCCCAAUCCCAAGCAGCCAAUCCAGCUUGGGGUUAUGCUCCAUAAUGAACACAAGCUGCUCUUUCGUGGGGAAGGAGAUGACCAUCGUGUGGAAAUUGAGUUCUCCUCUAUCGUGCUUUCGUCUACCGAAUUUAUUUCUGGAUGUCGAGUUUCCGUUCAGCACUCAGACGAUCUGCCAAGAGAUGUUCAGCAAGCGGGUUUGAUUAUCACGUCAACCUUGACAUCUAUCUUCCUUGGCCCUGGAGAUAAAAUAUCAUAUAUCGACGUCUAUAUUUCUACUUCCGGAAUUCACUGUCUAGAAUUCUUCAUCGCCAAAUCCGAUGGCGAAAUCCACAUGCACACUGUAGGGAAACUGAGACGUCGGUACGGCGUAAUCGCAAUCAAACGUCUGGUCCCCGAGUCGACAAUAGUUGGGUUGAAGUUCCGUUUUGAUAUGUAUAAAGCAGUCACGAUACAGCUCAUCGAGGAUACCAAGCAAAACAUGAAGGUAGGCCCAGUAGCUCUAUGGAAUCCUCCAAUUCCACCUGAUGGAAAUCAGGACUUGACGGCAUUGCCUAUCCCGACACCACACGAACGUGCCAUCUUUCCCGUUAAUUUAUACAUGCCAUUUGGCGGCCCAGACGGCUCAAGGCUUUCGUCGCUUCAUAGCAUUACUGCUUUUGUGCAUGGAACGGCUGGCAUCUACGGCCUCCGCUUUACCUACUCAGAGGGAGAACCCGUGCUGUACGGGCAUCAAGAGUUCAUGGAACCUGACGGGAGACUGGUCAGCUGCGUGGAACAAACCCUCUUAGUCGAUGGAGAGAACGGAGAGCGAGUUGUUCAGUUUGCCCCAGGUGGCAAGCUGGGACGUCACAACUUUGUAGAGAACAUUGUGGCCCGGACCAACUUUAAUCAUCUUUACAUAUUUGGCCCUUUUGAUGGUUCCGAGAUCAAGUGCGACGAAGUGCUCACAUCAGAGCAAGGUGCGAUCUUCGCCGUGGUGGCCUCAAUCUCUGCUCCUGACUGGAAAUUUGAAAGCCUCCAGAGUCAAAGUUUUCUGGCGCCCUGUCCACCUCGCAGCCUUUUUGCAGCCCCAUACACGACCUCUCUUCAGAAUGCAGGGCCGGCGCCAGCUAAUGCACCUUGGAUGAACCAAGAAGAGGGGUCAUGCUUCACAACAGCAUCCCUCCAAGGGAUUCGUCGUAUACGAAUGUCGAUGGGCACGGAUAAUCGCUGCCGCUCAGCAUCUCACAUGUCCGGUCUGUGGAUUGAGUAUUAUGGCGACCGGCGAGACGUAAUUGUUGGCCAGUGGAUCCAAGAAUCAGCCCGCGUCCUCCUACAACCUGAUGAACGGAUCAUCGACUUGACUAUUUGGUCCACAAUGGAGGUUACGUUCCAAUUUCCCGUGCAGAAAUUGGGGAAGAUCUCAGGCAUCGAACUCGGCACUACUCGAAACAGAGUUGUGCGGACGCAAAUGCCCCCAAAUAGGGGUGCCCGGACUUACGUGCGCUAUACCGCCACGCCAUUUGAGGAUAUUACCUCUAUUAUAUGGGGGUUCAAUUCACGCAUGGACGAUGUCCAGGUGCGCCUAGACCCAAACCAGUUAUUGGCACAGAAAACACUCGCCUUCGGCCACUCGGAGAGGCAUCCAAGGCCCUUCGAUCUAUCCGACGGUCGAAGCCGGUCAUAUUUUGAAUUCUUGAGCUCAGAUUUCGCCGCCGGCUCGUUCCGAUUUCGCGAGCUCUCGAUGAGAUACCACUUCCCUCGCAACACCUACUUCUUUGAGGACGUUAACAGCAGAGGACAGCCAGUUAGAUUGACAGAAGUUCAGAUUUCUCCCGACGUGGACGGGAACAUUGCCGGACUCGCCUUUCACUACGACGAUGGCAAGAUUGUUAAGCAGGGCAGAUUCGGCUAUAGCAGUAUUUCCCUUCAUCUGGAUCACGGCAGGGAUGAGAGAAUCUCACUGCUUCUGGUCUACCAGGUAGCAGCGGGAAAGAGAGGUCUUGAGAUUCUCACAGGAAAGCAGUUUCGAUCCAAUCUCGGUCAGACUAUCAGAAUCGUGCCUGAGAACCAGCACGUUGACUCCCUCGCGGUUUUCGCGCUUGAUCCCGCCGUCCAGUGUCCAGAUCCAUCCUCUUUUGAGCAAGAUUUCGACAAAGUCAUCAUCAACGAGUUUCCUUCUGUCGAUGGCAACCAGGAGCCAAUCGAAAGCUGCGUUGGAAUAUGGACGGUAUCUCGGUACAGAUACCACGAGCCCAGACUUCAGUUUGAGGACGUUGGACCAAUCUUUAUCAGCCGAAGCAACUGA